CGCGCUCUCCCGGCCAUGUCGGAGCCUCUGCCCUUUUUCCGCGAUCAGCUGUGGGGCCCCUCGCUGGGUGCUCGGACCCCGCCUCUGCGGGGUCUCGCCGCCGCCUCCCCUUUCAAGAGUUUUCUUGGCGGCUUUUUUGGUCCCAUUUGUGAGAUCGAUGUUGUCCUUAAUGAUGGGGAGACCAGGAAAAUGGCGGAAAUGAAAACUGAAGAUGGCAAAGUAGAAAAACACUAUCUUUUCUAUGAUGGGGAAUCUGUUUCAGGAAAGGUAAACCUAGCCUUUAAGCAACCUGGAAAGAGGCUAGAACACCAAGGAAUUAGAAUUGAAUUUGUAGGUCAAAUUGAACUUUUCAAUGACAAGAGUAAUACUCACGAAUUUGUAAAUCUAGUGAAAGAACUAGCCUUACCUGGAGAACUGACCCAGAGCAGAAGUUACGAUUUUGAAUUUAUGCAAGUUGAAAAGCCAUAUGAAUCUUACAUCGGUGCCAAUGUCCGCUUGAGGUAUUUUCUUAAAGUUACAAUAGUAAGAAGACUGACAGACUUGGUAAAAGAGUAUGAUCUUAUUGUUCACCAGCUUGCUACCUACCCUGAUGUUAACAACUCUAUUAAGAUGGAAGUGGGCAUUGAAGAUUGUUUACACAUAGAAUUUGAAUAUAAUAAAUCAAAGUAUCAUUUAAAGGAUGUGAUUGUUGGAAAAAUUUACUUCUUAUUAGUAAGAAUAAAAAUCCAACAUAUGGAGUUACAGCUGAUCAAAAAAGAGAUCACAGGAAUUGGACCCAGUACCACAACAGAAACAGAAACAAUUGCUAAAUAUGAAAUAAUGGAUGGUGCACCAGUCAAAGGUGAAUCAAUUCCAAUAAGACUGUUUUUAGCAGGCUAUGACCCGACUCCGACGAUGAGAGACGUGAACAAAAAGUUCUCGGUGAGGUACUUCCUGAAUCUGGUCCUUGUGGACGAGGAGGACAGACGGUACUUCAAGCAGCAGGAGAUCAUUUUAUGGAGAAAAGCUCCUGAAAAACUGAGGAAACAGAGAACAAACUUUCACCAGCGAUUUGAAUCACCAGAAUCACAGGCAUCUGCUGAACAGCCUGAAAUGUGAACUGAAUAGGAAAAUAAAAAAAAACAAAAACUCUCAUAAUUGUUGAGAUGAAGUUGGGCAGGUUAAAGAUGGUUGCAGCAUGUAGGGGGAAAGGCCAAAAGUCCAUGUAUAAUAGUGUUCCUUUAUCUUACCACGCUGCAUUUAUUUUAUGAUACAACUAAAUAUUCUUCAUGUACUACAUUUAAAAAAGUGCUUUCUUUGAAACACUGGGACUUCCUUAAGCUGCCGUUUUGGUUUUUUUACUGCACACUUUGAUGAUAAGCACUCAUAUAUGCAUAACUGUAAACAUUAAACAUUUUCAUAUGAGUAGGCUGGUAUUUCUAAUUUUGCUUUCUUUCUGCAUAAUGUUGAUUAUAAAUCCAUUUCUUUUCCUUUUUCAUGCUGAUAAUUACCUCUUAUUCUCUACAUGCAAAAUUAAAUAUUUUGUGUUCAAAUAAAAUUGGAAAACCUGAGUGGCCCUUAUACCCUACAGAGAUUUAAAAUGGCAUCUCAAUAUUUUUGCAUCCUACAUUUAUCUUACAUAUGUAUUUGAGAAGUGCAUAUGGAAUGUUUCACUGUAGGUGCUUCUGAGUCUACCAUUCCAUAGUUCCUGAAUUUUAUUCUCUUUGAAGCUUUCUGUGGUAAGAAUAUUAAUUUUUCUUCCCCAGGAAUUACGUAGCAUGUUAUUACAGCCCCCCUUUUUUUCUGUCAUGUUAAGUAAUGAUUUUGCUACUUCUAUCCAGCAGGUACACUGUAUGUUUUCUGCAAUGUGGACUUGACUCUAUGUUGGCAUUUUAAAGUUUGUUAAAACUAUAUAAUUUUUCCAUAAAUACUUUGACAUU
This is a messenger RNA of Miniopterus natalensis, 1919 nucleotides long. It is a transcript of the gene VPS26A, whose product is annotated as VPS26 retromer complex component A. Lineage: Eukaryota; Metazoa; Chordata; Mammalia; Chiroptera; Miniopteridae. The record is from RefSeq and is a predicted model, not a curated record. Gene Ontology annotation, biological process: intracellular protein transport.